AUGGUGUUUGCUAUCAACGAAAUCAAUGAAAAUCCCGAAUUUCUUCCAAACCUUACUGUGGGAUUUCGCAUAUAUGACUCCUGCUUCAAUGAAUUUCAGGCUGUAGAAGGAACUCUACAGAUUCUGUCAGGAGCAGAUAGGGCAAUCCCUAAUUACAUAUGUGAAAGUAAGGUGGUUGGUUUCAUAGGAGAUCUUCAGUCCCUUUCCUCUGUAGCGGUUGCAAGAAUUUUGGGGCUGUAUCGAAUACCUCAGAUAAGUUUUGGGUCAGCAUUAUUUGACCUAAGCAAUAAAGUUAAUUUUCCUUCUUUUCUGCGCACUAUAUUGAGCGAUAAUCUGCAGCCCAUUUAUUUCAGCAUCCUGAUGAUCCAUUUUAAUUGGACCUGGAUAGGCAUUGUGGCUGCUGAUAAUGAUUUUGGGCUCUAUGACAGUGAGCUCCUGAGAAAAGACAUUGAAGCAUCAGGGAUUUGUGUGGCCUUUUUUGUCCGGAUAUCUGCCCAACACACCAGAGAUCAGUCUCUUUCUGUUCUCCAUGUCAUCAGAAAAUCCUCAGCCACAGUUGUGUUACUGUACUGUUCUUUGCCAGAAUUAAUACCCUUUAUGCAAGUAGCAACUGAAGAAACCCUAACAGGCAAGGUCUGGAUAGCUAGUGGCAGCGUAAUGUCUUCUCCCAUAUUUACCUACAAACAGUUUUGGAGAAUAUUAAAUGGUACCAUUGGGUUGAAUCUCCCUGUCACAUUAAUACCUGGAUUUGAAAAGUUCAUGUAUACUAUUAACCCAUCCUUGUACCCAAAGGAUAUUUAUAUGAAAGCAUUUUGGGAAGCAAAUUUUGGUUGUUUAUGGAAUGAACAAAAUUACAGUAUCACCGAAAAUCCAGGCAAUGGAAUAAUGCUUUAUUGUACGGGGCAAGAAGAUCUGAAAUCCUUAGAAAGACAAGGGUAUCAUGAGGACAUAACGCCAUUUGCUGUUCUUGCUUAUAAUGCUGUUUAUUCUCUUGCUCAUGGCAUCAACAACAUGAUUUCCUGCAGAUCUGGAUCACCAUGUUUAAGUAUAAGAACACUGGAACCCUGGAAGGUUUUGCACUACGUAAAACAUGUAAAGGCCAAAACUACCGCGGGCCAGGAGCUGUCAUUUGAUGCAAAUGGGGAUCAGUUGUAUGACACUGUCCUGUAUGUGAACUGGCAAGCUCUUCCCAAUGAUGUAACAAGAGGUCUUCAUUUCGCAAUAGUGGGGGCAUACCCUGAGCGAUAUAUUUCUACAUUUAACAACACAUUCAUUUGGAGUGGAGGUUACACAGAGGUUCCAACAUCCAUAUGCAGUGAGAGCUGCCCCCCAGGAUACAGAAAGGCCCCACAGAAGGGACAGCCAGUCUGCUGCUUCGACUGUAUCUUGUGCUCAGAAGAUGAGUUCAGCAAUGAAACAGAUUCCACAAGCUGUACAAAAUGCCCUGAAGACAUGUGGGCAAAUGAGGAACACAACGCCUGCGGGAUGAGGACCUUGGAGCUUCUGACAUAUAAUGAAGCCUUAGGGGGCACAUUGGCUACAUUAUCAGUUAUGGGGUUUUUGGUUCCUCUCACAAUUCUGACAAUAUUCAUAAAAAAUUCUGAGACUCCAGUUGUCAAGGCAAAUAAUCGGAAUCUCAGUUACCUCCUCCUCCUUUCCCUGUGUUUCUGCUAUCUCUGUGCUUUAAUGUUCAUUGGGCGUCCCAUUACUAUAACCUGUAUUCUCAGGCAAUUUAUAUUUGGGAUCAGUUUUGUGAUGUGCAUUUCAUGUGUGUUGGGAAAGACAAUGAUGGUGGUGAUCGCCUUCAACCUCACCCAGCCAAGGAGCAGCAGGAGAAUGUGGUUGAAUUCUCGAGUAACGAACACCCUGGUGCUUGUGUGCACAGCUAUACAAGUGAUUAUAUGUGCUGGGUGGCUUGCACACUCUCCCCCUUUUCAAUACACUGACAAUAAAUCCAAGGCAGGCACCAUUAUUGUGGAAUGUAACAAGGGAUCACCUGUAGCUUAUUCAUGCACAAUGGGAUAUAUGGGGUUUUUAGCUUCUUUGUGUUUUGCCAUAGCUUAUUUGUCAAGAAAGUUGCCGGGCAGUUUCAAUGAGGCCAAACUGAUCACCUUUAGUAUGCUGAUAUUUGGAGCUGUUUGGAUCUCCUUCAUCCCAGCCUACCUCAGCACCACAGGGAAGUACAUGGUGGCAGUGGAAGCGUUUGCCAUUUUGUCUUCAAGUAGCGGAUUAUUGGCAUGUAUAUUUUUACCCAAAGUCUACAUCAUUAUUUUAAAACCAGAA
Molecule: messenger RNA, 2283 nt
Organism: Xenopus tropicalis (tropical clawed frog)
Lineage: Eukaryota; Metazoa; Chordata; Amphibia; Anura; Pipidae
Product: extracellular calcium-sensing receptor-like
Exons: 5
Biological process (GO): G protein-coupled receptor signaling pathway
Cellular component (GO): plasma membrane; cell periphery; membrane
Molecular function (GO): G protein-coupled receptor activity
Source: RefSeq, a predicted model, not a curated record